AUGGGUACUCUGGUUUUGAUUAGCAAAACCAUCACUCUGCUGAAAAGUGCUGAUGUGGAAUAUGUGAAUUCUGAAUAUGGAAAGAAUGCAGUGAGGCUUCUGUACAUUCGAAGAGAGGGCAAGAUACACUGCAUCAAAGAACUGACCAUCUCUUUACACAUAAGACUGAAUAGUGUCAAUGAAUAUGAGAAUAGCGACAAUUCGUGCGUCAUCCCCACAGACACCAUUAAGAAUACAAUCCAGGCUUUGGCAAAGUGCCGAGGGAUUAGAACAAUAGAGGAGUUUGGCCUCGAUCUCUGUGAGCACUUCCUCACACAAUAUUGCCAUGUGAUAUAUUGCAAUGUCUUUAUCCAGGAGGUACCAUGGCAACGCCUGGAAAAGGAUGGUGUCCCCCAUGCCCAUGCUUUUUUGUAUAGUUCUGAAGGAGUCCGCUUUUGUGAAGUGGAACGGAAUUUGAACGGUUGUCCAAAUGUUUUCUCUGGCAUCAAGGAUUUGAAAAUUAUGAAGACAACCCAAUCUGGCUUUCAUGACUUCUUCAAGGAUAGAUACACCAUACUGCCAGACAGGAGAGACAGGGUGCUGUCAGUGGAAACAAUGAUCAAGUGGUGCUAUGGCGACUGCACAGAAGGCAUUGACUAUGACUUCAUAUGGAGAACUGCCCAUGAAGCUGCCCUAGAUGCCUUUGCUGGCCCACCUGAAACAGGCCAUUACUCACCUUCUUACCAGAGGACUGUCUACUGUAUUCAGACAUAUAUCCUGGAGAGGGUUCCACAGAUUGAAGAGGUAGAAGUGAUCAUGUCCAACAUCCAUUAUAGUGUUGCAGAUCUAGACAAACUGGGAUUGUGCAAUGACAAGGAGAUCUUGACUCCUCAAGAUACACCAUUUGGCGCUUGUGCAACUACAUUGCGUCGCAAGAAGUGCUCAGAAGGAGAAUACGAACAACCAACGGAGUGCAAACCCCGUCACACUGUUUCAUGGAAGUCUGACCGUGCGAUGAAGUGA
This is a messenger RNA of Eublepharis macularius, 1002 nucleotides long. RefSeq names its product uricase-like. Lineage: Eukaryota; Metazoa; Chordata; Lepidosauria; Squamata; Eublepharidae. The coding region runs from base 1 to 1002 and encodes 333 amino acids. Gene Ontology annotation, cellular component: peroxisome. The record is from RefSeq and is a predicted model, not a curated record. Gene Ontology annotation, molecular function: urate oxidase activity. The transcript has 9 exons. Gene Ontology annotation, biological process: purine nucleobase catabolic process; urate catabolic process.